AUACGUAGAAAAUUAAAUAAAUGGAAAAGAAGAAGACGUAAUGGUGAGAUAAGAAGGAAAGGAAGGGGAAUUGUUUUUGACAAAUAGUGUAAUUCAAGUAUCACGUAGUAGAUAAUCAGUGCUCGACAGAUGACGCUCGUGACGUUGAAGAAAAUUGGCGGGAAUCUUUUGAGAAGAUUUAUUUUAUGAAUGAAUGCAUGAAUGAAUAGAUGAAUGAUCGAUCGAAUGAAAAGAAAAGAUACACGAACAAACAAAUAAAUAUAAAAGAAAAAGAAACAGAGAUAAAAUAAGAGAGAUAUGAAAAUUGAGAUGUCUGAAACAACAGAUAAGAAUAUAUUGUCGUCGAGAUCUAUGUCGCAAGGAUCGAGGAUCUGUCAGGAACACGAUUACCAAGAAGAUGAACAUUGUUCGAAUGAAAAUGAUCAUGAUUUCGAGUCCUUGGAAUAUGAAGAAGACGCUUAUUAUUCGAAUUCAACGACAACGCCAAGUUUCGAUGAUAUCGACGAGUUAUGCGACGAUGCCGAAGAGAUUUUCGUUCAUUGUUGGCGAGAUUCGAACGGAGAAAUCGAUGAGAUCGUAGUAGACGAUGUCAAUUUCUCGAUUGAAGCGGAACAUCUAAAAGCUGAGGAAGUCAAGAAAUCGGGUGUACGUGGAUUUCGAAAGAAAAGAUCAGUCAGAGUGAUAUUUCAAGAUUUUUCCAAACCGUAUCUUGCGAAGAUCAUCAACAGUCAGAAUUAUAAGAAGUUUUUAGAAUUGGUGAAAGGAGAGGAUGCCUCUCUUCACCCAGCUGGUUCUCUUUCUCCAUCAGCUGACAAUGCAGCGAACGAGUUGCAAGGACUCACUUUGGAGGAACAAGAAAGUCAGAGAGCUGUUUGGAACGCGGAACUUACUAAGAUCGAAGAAGAGAUAAAUACACUCAGGCACGUAUUGGCGAGCAAGGUGAGGGUUUCUCAAGAACUAAAGAGGAAGUUGGGCAUCAGCGUUUGGAAAGAACUCACCGAUGACGUGAAUCAGGGCUUGAAGAACGUUAAGGAGAGUCAAGUUUAUCAGAACGUUGGAGAGAAACUCGGUCAGUUCAGCAAGGCGAUUACCGACAACAGUUUAUUCCAAAAGACGGAAUCGGUCUUCAAAAGUACAGCCGAGAAGACAACGAGCAUUCUUGGUGGUUUUGGUAGUGGCAUUUCUAUGAAAUUAGGUCAGAUGCGUAAUUCGGAUAGUUUCCGUUCUUUGGAAGAAAGAGUUGGAUCUGCAUAUGAAAAUGUUAAGACAAAAGUCGUGCCUUCGAGAUCUAAUUCAACGCAAAGCUUCGACGAUGCAUUACGAGAAGCAGAAGCAACGAGACGUGCAUCAGCAGCACCAUCAGCAACCAGUCCGACAAUUCCUGAGGACAAACUUCUCUCUUAGAGUUGACUUUGAAUUCUUAAUGGUCACCUGUCUCUCCUUUUCUGCGCUACACACGCCAACGAUUAUAUGAUAUCGAUUGUAAACGAUUUACGAUCGACUAUCUCUAUCUCGCCCUAUGCUCUAUCACUAAUUAAUUAAUCGUCCAUUGCAUUUUUUUAUUAUCGGGAACUAAUCCACCGAAUCAAGUGUACGGUUGGAGAGAACGUAUAUUAUUAUUAUUAUUAUUAUUAUUAUUAUUAUUAUUAUUAUUAUUAUUAUUUUAUAAUUAUAUUAUUAUUAUUAUUAUUAUUAUUAUUAUUAUUAUUAUAAUUAUUAUAAUUAUAUUAAAGGAUGGAAAAAGAGGAUCAUGAGCCUACAACAACAAAAAAUAACGAGGAAGAUUUGCCGAGCUCUUUGCCGAUCGUUUUAUAAUUAUUAUUAAUAUUAUUAUUAUUAAUAUUAAUAUUAUUAUUAUUAUUAUUUUUAUUUUUAUUUUUAUUAUUAUUAUUAUUAUCAUUAUUAUUAUUACUAUUAUUAUCAUCAUUAUUAUUAUCGAUUAUCGAUUAUUGAUUAUUGUUAUUAUAUUUUUCUUUUUAUAUAAUAUGAUUAUGUAUUCUGCAACGCCACGAGCAAUAACGUUAUCAGCUGAAAAGAUAAGAAAAAAAAAAAAAAGAAAAUUAUUUUUAUUGAUGGAGAUUUGGACAAAACUAAAAGAAUGGUAUUACGCGUUCAAAGUAAAUGACGUAUUAUGCUUGCGUGAUUAAAAAAUGUUGACGAUAAAAACGAUAAGUUAAAUUCGCAAUUGAAAUGGA
Vespula pensylvanica (western yellowjacket) is the source of this 2195-nucleotide messenger RNA. RefSeq names its product tumor protein D54. Bases 298 to 1404 code for a protein of 368 amino acids. Lineage: Eukaryota; Metazoa; Arthropoda; Insecta; Hymenoptera; Vespidae. Gene Ontology annotation, cellular component: cytoplasm. The transcript has 6 exons. The record is from RefSeq and is a predicted model, not a curated record.